Harpegnathos saltator (Jerdon's jumping ant) is the source of this 2022-nucleotide messenger RNA. Its product is annotated as O-acyltransferase like protein-like. The record is from RefSeq and is a predicted model, not a curated record. The transcript is spliced from 10 exons. NCBI's taxonomy places the organism in Eukaryota, Metazoa, Arthropoda, Insecta, Hymenoptera, Formicidae. Bases 1 to 2022 code for a protein of 673 amino acids.
AUGUCUAUUCGAGACAGUACGACUUCUACCUCCACGAUGUGUAGACAAAGAGUAGUUUAUUACACCAUAGUGGUCCUAUUAUUAAAAAUAACCUAUUCCUAUGUUUUGGCUGAACAAAAUCACUUAAUUCCAGAACAAUGGGCAUUAGAAGGCAUGCCCUUUAUAUCAAUUAUUUUUGCAACGUCGGAAUAUUUGCCGGCUGGGCCAUGCAAGGAAGACACACGGAGAUUUUUGCAUGACCUACUUAAAGGUUCACUAUGGGCUACGCAAAUGUUCGAUUCUUCUACAAAAUAUCCGGAUGGUAUAUUCUACGGACAUACAAGACAUCUAGGAAAUUUUGAUGAAUGUUAUAACAUACAAGUUAAUAUCACAGAAGAGGGUACUGAUGUUCAUGAAAUUAAUGGAAAAUAUUGCUUAAUCGAUAUUAUAUAUAAGAAGAAGCAAACUGUAUCAGUCCAACAAAAAUCAUCAGAAACAAAAUACAUGAACAAUUCCUUAGACUUAACCAAUUCUUUUUGGAAAGUAUUAGAGCAAUUGGAAGGUCACCCAUAUCGUAUACGCAGAAAUCGUUUACAAUUGGCUUUGUGUGUACCGGCGACCUGCAGUGCGGAAAAUAUAGAAACAGCCUUGAAAAUAUCUUUAAAAGGACUUGGAACAAGUAAAAAUAUUGAGUUGCAGACAAGUGUGCAACCUAAUUCUUGUCAUACAGUCAAAGAAGGGCCAAAGUUUACUCUUGGUGCCGGAGUUUACUGUGUUGUACUUGUCGCUUUGCUGAGUCUGGUCAUAAUCAGCACUUGGUACGACCGUACGCCAAGUGGAGAUGGAAAUAAUAUGUCUGUAAUACGAAAUAUCAUGCUACACUUUUCUGCUCGGAGAAAUUAUGAAAAAAUUUUCAACGUAAAUUAUACACAUACAGGGCUUGACUCUAUAUAUUUUAUACGGUUUUUUAUUAUCAGUUUGACGGUUUAUAUGCAUAAUGUAAUACAAUAUAUAUUUAUUCCCAUUAUUAAUGUAGUUGAUAUAGAAGAGAUAUACAAAAUACCUUUGAUUACAUUAAUAGUGAACGCUACAGUCACAAUAAACAUAAUGUUCGCCUUGAGCGGCGUUCUACACGCAUUUCAAUUAUUGAAAGACUUGGAUCAAAAUAAACAAUUAAAAUUUGUUAAAAAUGUCGCAUUGAGAUACAUGAGGUUAAUACCGUUAUAUGCUACAAUAAUUGGCUUCUACAUUUGGAUCUUUCCACUACUGGGAUCCGGACCAUUUUGGAAUCAUGUGGUCGAAGAAUGCGCUCAUUGUGCAAAAAAUUGGUGGAUAAAUCUCUUGUACAUUCACAAUUACGUCGCAGUUUCGGAAUUCUGCAUCACCCACAGCUGGUAUUUAGCAGCAGACUUUCAACUUUUUGUUUGCAGUCAAUUUAUAAUAUAUGCAUUUUGGUGUAUGCCGCGCAACAUAGGGUAUCCUUUUCUCGGGAUAUUAACAUUAAUAAGUUGCACUGUAUCUUUUGUUGCCACUUACCUAUACGAUGCAUCUUCCAUCCUACGAUUUACACCAUACAUAACAAAAUUAGCAGAUCUACCAGAAUUCAAGGCAUAUUAUAUCAAAACACAUAUGUCUGCUACUGGAUACCUUGUUGGUAUAAUAGCUGGUGCAAUACUUCACGAUCACAAAGGCAGUUCGUGGCGUUUGUCUAAGUUCUGGUCAAACAUCUUGGUUUGUCCGAUGCCUGUGGUUUUAUAUGUCGCCAUCCAAUAUUGGGCGCAUAAAUUUUUUAUAUUGAGCAAACUGAAUCUGUUGGAAGAAGCAAUUUUUGCAUUUUUCCAAAGGCUUAUUCCCGCCUUAUGCACAUGUUCUAUAAUAGUUUUGUCAUCCAUCGGCACUCAAUCAAAAUUUUACCACCGUUUCUUUACAUCUCGUUGGAUACAGCCAUUAGCAAAUUUAACUUAUGGAGUUUACAUAGUAAUUUUAUAUUUCUUACAUCUGACAUGGAACAAACAAAAACUGCAAAAACGUUUAGCUUUUUAA